AUGCUCUUGACUUGGAACAAAUUACAUGAUCUUGACUUGGAACAAGCUCUAACAUCCGUUGAAUUACAUACUCUUGACUUGGAACAAGCUCUAACAUCCACUGAAUUACAUGCUCUUGACUUGGAACAAGCUCUUACAUCCGCUGAAUUACAUACUCUUGAUUUUGAACAAGCUCUGACAUCCACUGAAUUACAUGCUCUUGACUUGGAACAAGCUCUGACAUCCACUGAAUUACAUGCUCUUGACUUGGAACAAGCUCUGACAUCCACUGAAUUACAUGCUCUUGACUUGGAACAAGCUCUGACAUCCACUGAAUUACAUGCUCUUGACUUGGAACAAGCUCUGACAACCACUGAAUUACAUGCUCUUGACUUGGAACAAGCUCUGACAUCCACUGAAUUACAUGCUCUUGACUUGGAACAAGCUCUGACAUCCACUGAAUUACAUGCUCUUGACUUGGAACAAGCUCUAACAACAACUGAAUUACAUGCUCUUGACUUGGAACAAGCUCUAACAACCACUGAAUUACAUGCUCUUGACUUGGAACAAGCUCUGACAUCCACUGAAUUACAUGCUCUUGACUUGGAACAAGCUCUAACAACCACUGAAUUACAUGCUCUUGACUUGGAACAAGCUCUAACAACCACUGAAUUACAUGCUCUUGACUUGGAACAAGCUCUGACAUCCACUGAAUUACAUGCUCUUGACUUGGAACAAGCUCUAACAACCACUGAAUUACAUGCUCUUGACUUGGAACAAGCUCUGACAUCCACUGAAUUACAUGCUCUUGACUUGGAACAAGCUCUGACAUCCACUGAAUUACAUGCUCUUGACUUGGAACAAGCUCUAACAACCACUGAAUUACAUGCUCUUGACUUGGAACAAGCUCUAACAUCCACUGAAUUACAUGCUCUUGACUUGGAACAAGCUCUAACAACCACUGAAUUACAUGCUCUUGAAUUGGAACAAGCUCUAACAUCCACUGAAUUACAUGCUCUUGACUUGGAACAAGCUCUAACAACCACUGAAUUACAUGCUCUUGACUUGGAACAAGCUCUGACAUCCACUGAAUUACAUGCUCUUGACUUCGAACAAGCUCUGACAUCCACUGAAUUACAUGCUCUUGACUUGGAACAAGCUCUAACAUCCACUGAAUUACAUGCUCUUGACUUGGAACAAGCUCUAACAACCACUGAAUUACAUGCUCUUGACUUGGAACAAGCUCUAACAUCCACUGAAUUACAUGCUCUUGACUUGGAACAAGCUCCGACUCAUAAAGAAUGUAGAGGGGUUAAACAUGAAUAUACCUGUUCUUCUACCUACACAGCUACUUUUGCAUAG
Mytilus trossulus (common blue mussel) is the source of this 1341-nucleotide messenger RNA. Its product is annotated as putative proline-rich protein 21. Bases 1 to 1341 code for a protein of 446 amino acids. NCBI's taxonomy places the organism in Eukaryota, Metazoa, Mollusca, Bivalvia, Mytilida, Mytilidae. The record is from RefSeq and is a predicted model, not a curated record. The transcript has a single exon.